Molecule: messenger RNA, 2665 nt
Organism: Salvia miltiorrhiza (redroot sage)
Lineage: Eukaryota; Viridiplantae; Streptophyta; Magnoliopsida; Lamiales; Lamiaceae
Product: AP2-like ethylene-responsive transcription factor ANT
Exons: 8
Coding region: 458-2290 (610 amino acids)
Biological process (GO): regulation of DNA-templated transcription
Molecular function (GO): DNA binding; DNA-binding transcription factor activity
Source: RefSeq, a predicted model, not a curated record
UAUAUAGUUAUAUACCCUCUCUCUCUCUCUAUCUCUCUCACAAUAUAUAUGCAUAUACACAGAUCCCCAUGGAAUGCAGGGAGGAAUGCCACCCAUUUCCCAGCAUACCUUUGCUUUGCUGAAUUUCAUUCCUUUUGUUUUGUUUGAAAGGAACGAUAUACAUUGAACCUCUUUGUGUAUGUGUGUGUCUAUAUAUAUAUAUCAGUGAGAGAGUAGAGAGAGAAGAUUUCUUCUACUGGUUUAGCGAGCGAGAGAGAGAGAGAGAAAGAGCGCUCUUCUUGUUUAUAGUAUAUCUCUUGUGUUUCUAAUAAGAGCUUCUGCAGAAAAAACUACUACAAGAGAAGAAAAUUUAAGUUUGUAGAGAGAGAGAGAGAGGAACAUGAAAUGAUUAGUCGAUUUUCCCCCCAAUGAUUGAGUUGCGCCUUGAGUAGCAGUAAACGAAAAAAGUGCCGGAGAAAUGAAGAGCAUGAACGACGAGGAGAGCGCCACCACCGCCGCCGAUAUCAACAACUGGCUGGGAUUCUCCCUCUCACCUCACAUGAAAAUGGAGGCCAACUUCAGCCAAGCCCCUCCCACCUCCUCCGCCGCCGCCGCCCCUCCCAACAACUUCUACCUCGCCAACUCCGCCGCCAUGUUCGCCGGCGACGACUUCCACCCUCCCCUCUCCGUGAUGCCCCUCAAAUCCGACGGCUCCCUCUGCAUCAUGGAAGCCCUCUCCAGAUCACACUCCCACGCGCCGCCCAACUCCUCCCCGAAACUGGAAGAUUUCUUGGGUGGCGCCACAAUGGCGGCGGCCCACCAAGCCAUGGGCUUAACCCUCGACACCUCAUUCUACAGCCAACAACAAAACCAAAAUCACUACUUCUCCAACUACAACUUCUACCAAAACGAACAACACCAAAUACCUCAAAUCUCCGAAGACGAAAUCCCAUGCCUCAAGACAUGGAUGGAUCACCACCACGCCCUGCAGCAAAACCACAUAAACAACAACAACAGCAUGGCUGAGGACCGAAGCGCGGCGGCGAUGAGGUCCACUGAAAUCCAAUCUCUGAGCCUAUCGAUGAGCCCUGGCUCGCAGUCCAGCUGCGUCACCGCCUCGCGCCAGAUCUCGCCCACUCAAACAACUGAAUGCGCGGCCAUGGAAACAAAGAAGAGAGGAGCCCAGAAGCUCGGCCAGCAGAAGCAGACUGUUCAUCGCAAAUCCAUCGACACAUUCGGCCAGCGGACAUCUCAGUAUCGCGGCGUCACCAGACAUCGUUGGACGGGUAGGUAUGAAGCUCACUUGUGGGAUAACAGUUGCAAGAAGGAGGGGCAGACCAGAAAAGGAAGACAAGUCUAUCUUGGUGGUUAUGAUAUGGAAGACAAAGCUGCCAGAGCUUAUGAUCUUGCUGCUCUUAAAUAUUGGGGCCCUUCUACCCACAUCAACUUCGGACUCGAGAACUACCAUCAGGAACUCGAGGAUAUGAAGAACAUGAGCCGACAAGAAUAUGUUGCUCACUUGAGAAGGAAAAGUAGUGGAUUUUCUAGAGGAGCUUCCAUAUACAGAGGAGUAACGAGGCAUCACCAACAUGGUAGAUGGCAAGCGAGGAUCGGCCGUGUUGCCGGCAACAAGGAUCUCUACCUUGGAACAUUCAGCACGCAGGAGGAGGCGGCCGAGGCUUACGACAUUGCUGCGAUCAAGUUCCGGGGCGUGAACGCUGUCACCAACUUCGACAUCUCCCGAUACGACGUGGAGAAGAUCAUGGCCAGCAACACUCUGCCCACCGGGGAGGUGGCCAGGCGGACCAAGGAGGGGAGGCCUGCCGCUGAGGCAUCUGUCGACGAGUGCCACGCCUCGUCUCAGAGGGGGGAGGCGUGUUCUUCUGCGCAGGUGGAGCACGUUUCCAACGGGUGUGAUUGGAAGAUGGUGCUCCACAACAACGAAGCCCCUGCCCCUGCCCCGGGGCAUCAGGGUGUUGGCUCACUUGAUGUGAAGACUUUGAAUCUCGGGAACUAUCAGCACCCUACGUUCUCUGUGGGCCUGCAUGAUCUGAUGGGUCUAGACUCGAGCCAGAGCCAGAGGGUGGUGGAUGAGUCGGCAGCCACGAUGGCCCCCCACUUCUCGAACGCGUCGUCCUUGGUCACGAGCUUGAGCAGCUCGAGGGAGGCUAGCCCCGAUAGGUACGGGGGCCCUAAUAAGUUCAUGAGCCCCUCGAGCAAUGUGGGCGCGUGGAUUCCGACGGCUCAGCUGAGGCCGGUCCCGCUCACCACAGCUCACUUGCCAGUGUUCGCGGCAUGGAACGAUGCCUGAAGGCCCCCCUUGGUUGGGGCUUCAUGUGCAGUUCUUGCAUGAAGAAGUGGAAGAAAUCCCCCUAAGAAAAAGGGGAGAGAGGGGCAGUUGGCAGAUUCAAAAGAAAAUGGAGAUGUUGGUUAAGCUUUUUUUGUGUAAUGGUGGAAGACAUUGGAAAUCAUGGAGGGGACAAGGGUGGGAUCCAGUUAUCUAUUUGUAACAAAGUGUUUGGAACUUUUUCCAAACUUAAAAAUGCUUUUUCUUCAUAUUGGGAUCAAGAUUUUGCAAAAUGGAGGGAAUCUGGUUAGGGCUCUCAUGAUUAAAUUUUCCUUUGUAUUGUUGAAUCGGCUUUAUUAUAAAUAUAACAAUAUGUGUAUCACAUUAGUUCCCUAUCAA